Molecule: messenger RNA, 1406 nt
Organism: Drosophila innubila
Lineage: Eukaryota; Metazoa; Arthropoda; Insecta; Diptera; Drosophilidae
Product: acidic mammalian chitinase-like
Exons: 5
Coding region: 33-1370 (445 amino acids)
Biological process (GO): carbohydrate metabolic process; chitin catabolic process
Cellular component (GO): extracellular region
Molecular function (GO): chitin binding; chitinase activity
Source: RefSeq, a predicted model, not a curated record
CGACGAAAUGCGAAGAGGGUCAGAAAAUAAACAUGAAGUUAUUGGUGUGCUUGGUAUUGACGCUGGCUUCUCUGGUUUCCAGCGAGAAGAUCCUCAACUGUUACUGGGGAACAUGGGCCAACUAUCGUCCUGGGGAUGGUAAAUUCGAGCCCUCGAACAUCGAUCCCAGCCUGUGUACUCACAUCAGUUACACCUUCUUUGGCAUUGAGGCGUCGGGAGAGUUCAAGUCCUUGGACACAUGGCUCGACAUGGACGAUGGACUGGGUUUCAUUAGCAAAACCAUUGCCCUGAAGCAGAAAAAUCCCAAGUUGAAAGUCUUGGCAGUUGUGGGUGGAUGGGGUGAGGGGUCGGAAAAAUAUUCGGCCAUGGCUGCAGAUCCAGCAAAACGCUCUAGAUUCAUAUCCUCCACAUUGGCAUUCAUCCGGCAACACGGCUUCGAUGGUCUGGACUUGGAUUGGGAAUAUCCAGCACAACGCGGUGGCGGUCCUCAGGAUAAACAGAACUUUGUAACCCUUUUGCGGGAGAUUAAGGAAGCAUUUGCCCCCUACAAUUUGGAAUUAGGCAUUGCUGUAGGCGCCUCUGAAGCCUCCGCGCAACAAUCGUAUGACAUUCCCGCGAUCUCCAAGCAUUUGGACUUCAUUAAUGUGAUGACCUACGACUUUCAUAUGGCAUUCGAUGGCUAUUUGGGCUUCAAUGCACCCUUCCCCGAAGUGGAGCAGUCCAUCGACUACUGGCUACGUCAAGGUGCUCCGGCCCAGAAACUGAUCCUUGGCAUCGGAUUCUAUGGCCACAGUUACCAGAUGGCAGACAGCUCCCAGAACCGACCAGGCGCCCCCUGCAAAGGAGCCGGAAAUGCUGGCACCUUUACUCGUGAAAGUGGAUUCCUUGGCUACCACGAGAUUUGCAUGAACAACUGGCAGACUGUGUUUGACGACCAAGCCAAGUCUCCGUACGCCUUCCAAGGGGAUCAGUGGGUUGGCUUUGACAACGUCCAGAGUAUUGAGCUCAAGAUGAAACUGGUUGACUCACGCAAAUUGGGUGGUGCCAUGACCUGGUCUAUUGAGACCGAUGACUUCCUCGGUCGCUGCGGAGAGAAAUUCCCCCUCCUCAAGGCAAUGAACAGAGGCUUGGGUGUAAAUGUGGGAGGAGGUGGCAACGAUACUCCUGCACCAACCUCAAAGCCAGGCGAUGGCAAUAAUGGAGGCUCCAACGAAAAAUGCACCACGGAUGGAUACUUUAGGGACAGCAGCGACUGCAGUCGCUUCUAUCAAUGCGUAGGCGGAAUUCGCUAUGACAGCCAGUGCGGAAACGGAUUGUAUUUCGACUUGAACUCCUUUAGCUGCAACUGGCCCGAGCUAGCCAACUGUUAAAUAAAGAUUCAAUACUAAACACGAUUUUAAAGCAGA